GCUGUAAAUGUGAUAAGAGUGAAAGCAGAACAAGGGAAGGUGUAAUUACUUCGUGUUUUCGUUAAAACACCUUUAGAUCUUAUUGAACACGUUAAUAAGUGAAAAAUUUAUCAUUGGACGGGGGAUUACUCGGUCCUCCUCUUCGCGCUCCUCAGCAUUACUCUGCGUGUUUGUUUCUCUGCAGUUGUCUUUUUUUUAUCUCAGUUCACUUCUUGUUAGAAGAAGUCCACCCGCAGACGCUAGAAACAAGUUUUUAUUUUAUACUGCAGGCGCAAUGGCUUCAGGCAAAGCAAGCGAUGGACUCAACAAUCUUGCUUUUAAUAUGGAUGAAGAAGUCAAUGAUGAACUCAGAGGAAAGAAGGGAAAGACAUAUGGGAGCAGCUCUGUACUGGAAGAAGACAGUAAUAAACCAACCUAUUGUGUGACUGACGUUCCCCCCUGGUACCUUUGUAUUUUUUUGGGCAUUCAGCAUUACCUGACAGCAUUUGGUGGCAUCCUCUCCAUCCCUCUCAUUCUCUCUGAGGGGCUGUGUCUGCAGCAUGACAGCUUGAUCCAGAGUCGCCUCAUUAACACCAUUUUCUUUGUCUCUGGCCUCUGCACUCUGCUGCAGGUUACCUUCGGUGUCAGACUUCCCAUCCUACAGGGUGGUACAUUUGCUUUGCUGACCCCUGCCAUGGCCAUGUUGUCCAUGCCAGAGUGGACAUGCCCAGCUUGGACCCAGAAUGCCAGUCUGGUCAACACCUCCUCACCACUCUUCAUAGAAGUGUGGCAGACCCGCAUGAGAACACUGCAGGGCUCUAUCAUGGUGGCCUCUCUCCUCCAGAUCCUGGUGGGCUUCUCAGGCCUCAUCGGUUUCCUCAUGCGCUUCAUUGGUCCCUUAACCAUUGCUCCCACAGUCUCUCUCAUAGGCCUGUCACUGUACGAUUCAGCUGGAUCCAAGCUUGGCAGUCACUGGGGCAUCUCUGCUAUGACCACAGUGCUGAUCAUUCUUUUCUCCCAGUAUCUCCGCCGCAUACCAAUCCCUGUUCCUGCAUACAACAAAACCAAGAAACUUCACACUUCAAAGUUCCAUAUCUUCCAGAUAAUGCCUAUUCUGCUGGGCAUUGCGGUCUCAUGGUUUGUCUGCUACCUCCUCACCAUCUAUGAUGUCCUGCCAUCUGAUCCAGCCCAAUAUGGCCACCUGGCACGAACUGAUGUGAAGGGAAAUGUGGUGAAUGAGGCUUCCUGGUUCACAUUUCCAUAUCCUGGUCAAUGGGGCAUGCCAACUGUGAGUCUGGCAGGUGUACUUGGCAUCAUGGCUGGAAUCAUUUGCUCCAUGGCAGAGUCUGUGGGGGACUACCACGCAUGUGCCAAGCUGUCAGGGGCCCCUCCUCCCCCGAAGCAUGCCAUCAGCCGGGGCAUUGGUGUUGAAGGGCUUGGCUGUUUGUUGGCAGGGGCCUUUGGCACAGGUAAUGGCACCACCUCAUUUAGUGAGAAUGUGGCUGCCCUGGGUAUCACCAAGGUGGGCAGCCGAACGGUGCUUCUUCUGAGUGGACUUGUCAUGAUUUUGAUGGGGGUGUUGGGCAAAAUUGGAGCCAUCUUCACAACCAUCCCCAUCCCUGUGCUUGGAGGGAUGUUCCUGAUCAUGUUUGGUGUUAUAACUGCAGCAGGCAUUUCUAAUCUGCAAGUAAGCAAAGGCAUGAAGUGUGUUUUAUUCAGAAGAUUGUUUCUGACUGCUUUCAUACUAUUUAGAAUUUUGCUGACACAUCUCGUUUUACAGUCCACAGACAUGAAUUCCCCCAGGAAUAUGUUUGUUUUUGGUUUUUCCAUGUUUUCUGCACUUGUCAUUCCAAACUGGAUUAUAAAGAAUCCAGAGUUCUUCAAAACAGGUGUUAAAGAGGUAGACCAAGUGGUGCACAUUCUGUUGACCACUCAUAUGUUUGUAGGAGGGUUUCUCGGCUUCUUCCUAGAUAACACAAUUCCUGGAACCAAACGUGAGCGUGGCCUCUUAGCCUGGGACAAAGUAGACCUUGAGGACUCUUGCAACACUUUGGAAAAUGAAGACAUUUAUGAUCUCCCCUUUGGCAUAACCUCUCACCUCUCAUAUCGGUCUUGGAUUCGUUAUGUUCCUUUCUGCCCACAGAAAUGGCAUAGAACUCAGUACAAAUCUGAAGACAACAAUGUGUCACAGAGCCAUGGGAGUGAGCAAGAAUCUAAUAGAAGAGGGAUCAUUGAUGAAUAUGCUCUUUAAGGUCUAAACAUCAUAUCCUUCUCUCUGUUUAGGUCACAACUGAUGUUCCUUAUCAAACAAGAACCACAGAAAUAUUUCCAGGCCUCUUUAUACUGUCAAUCACAUUUGGAUUAUUAAUUUUGAAUAAGUAUAUUAAUCUUUUGCACCACUAAGUUGGACACCAGCAUUGAAAAAAAAAUUCUGUUAUCAUUGUGUAAUGUUUUAUUUGAGAUAUUGCUCAUGUCCAUUUGUUAA
This is a messenger RNA of Scatophagus argus, 2464 nucleotides long. Its product is annotated as solute carrier family 23 member 1-like. NCBI's taxonomy places the organism in Eukaryota, Metazoa, Chordata, Actinopteri, Scatophagidae. The coding region runs from base 275 to 2230 and encodes 651 amino acids. The transcript has 11 exons. The record is from RefSeq and is a predicted model, not a curated record. Gene Ontology annotation, biological process: transmembrane transport. Gene Ontology annotation, molecular function: transmembrane transporter activity. Gene Ontology annotation, cellular component: membrane.